Papaver somniferum (opium poppy) is the source of this 879-nucleotide messenger RNA. RefSeq lists its product as uncharacterized. Bases 1 to 879 code for a protein of 292 amino acids. The transcript has a single exon. NCBI's taxonomy places the organism in Eukaryota, Viridiplantae, Streptophyta, Magnoliopsida, Ranunculales, Papaveraceae. Gene Ontology annotation, molecular function: nucleic acid binding; zinc ion binding. The record is from RefSeq and is a predicted model, not a curated record.
AUGGGUAAUAUUCUUGGAAGAUCAGUUAAAGUAGAUGAAAUUACUAUAAACAGAGUUGUGGGUUACUAUGCUUGUGUACUUGUUGAAAUUGAUAUUUCUAAAUCAAUUCCUAGUACUAUUUGGGUAAAUUCUAAAUAUGGGAAAUUUGAACAAUCUAUUCAAAUUCCUAAUAAACCCAAAUAUUGUAGUCAUUGCAAGGCUCUAGGCCAUUUUCUUUUUGAGUGUAGAUCUAAAAGAAAGGAAAAUGCUCAAGCUCCUUCUGCUGAUGGGUUUGUAUCCAAACCAAAAAAACAAUGGAAGCCAAGAAAGAUACAAACACAGCAAAAGGGUUUUGAUAUAUGUGGUAAUGAUUCACUUCCUGAACUUCAUUGUGCCAAAAUUUUAGUCAACAAUGUUUCUGCAAGCUCACAACAAAAUAUCUCUUCUGGAAGAUUCCACGUACUGCAAAACAAUACUGUUGAAUACAAUGGUGAAUUUCCUCCUCUGCGUGGUAUGGAGUCUCGAAAAUUUAUUGGUGAAUCUAGUGGAAUAAUUAAAGAGAUUCAAUGUUCUGACUGCUCUCCUCAAGCAACAGUUACUGCAUCUCAAAUUAAUCAUCCUAUUAUCAAUGAAGAUUCUAGUGACUCAAGUUCUGAAGAUGGUGAAAUUAAAGAGGUUAGUUCUUCAGAUUUAUUUCUUAGCAGUACACUUGCUUCUCUUGUCAUUAUUUUAAGGAAUGACAUUGUUAGCCCUAAAAUGAUUACAAAGAAGAUCAUUACUGAAAAGAAAAAACCUCCUGCAAAGCCUAUUAAACCUGCUCCUAUUACUAGAAAAGCUAGUAAAGAAAGUCAAAAAGUUUUGUCUGCUAAGGGGAUUUCUCCCCAAAAACUUUCUCAAUGA